GUGGCAAUUACACCGUUUCCGUUCCCGUACCACAACAUCAUCGCCGUCUUCCUGUGGAUGUACACAAUUCUGUGCCCCAUUUUGAUCAACGGAAUCAUCAUGGACGUGACUCUUCGAGGGGUGUUUGUCUUCGUGUCCGUGUUCUGCUACCACGCACUGAACCACAUCGGUGACAACUUGGAG
Symbiodinium sp. CCMP2456 is the source of this 183-nucleotide messenger RNA. The record is from the annotation of a GenBank genome assembly. Lineage: Eukaryota; Dinophyceae; Suessiales; Symbiodiniaceae.